Molecule: messenger RNA, 2361 nt
Organism: Macadamia integrifolia
Lineage: Eukaryota; Viridiplantae; Streptophyta; Magnoliopsida; Proteales; Proteaceae
Product: rust resistance kinase Lr10-like
Exons: 4
Coding region: 126-2201 (691 amino acids)
Biological process (GO): protein phosphorylation
Molecular function (GO): protein kinase activity; polysaccharide binding; ATP binding
Source: RefSeq, a predicted model, not a curated record
UCUCUCCUGAUAAAGGGGAAUUGUGUUUAUUAACACACCUUAUAUCUCUCCAUCUGCUACGUACCUCCGUGUACUGUGCUGGGUCCUCUCUAUACACAAGUUAAACGCAAGAAAGAAAAUAGGGGAUGGUGGUGAAAUUGAGAAGAGGCUGCCUCAUAAUAGCAGCCUUGUUCAUUGUUUUGCAGGCUAAUUGUGAAGCUCAGAAAAGUGAGUGCAGCCCUUCUUCAUGCGGGAACCUUGUCAACAUUAGCUACCCAUUUUGGUUGAAAGGCCAUGAUCCUCCCCCGGAGUGCAGGGACCCUCGAUACGAGCUCUCCUGUGAGAAUAACCGAACCGUUCUAUACCUGUAUUCAGGGAAGUACUAUGUAGACUCAAUCUCUUAUCGGAACCGAACCAUGAGAGUGGUUGAUUCUGGUCUCCAGACUCACAAUUGCUCCUCUCUACCUCUUUAUUCCUUGACAAAUCUAGCUAAUUUCUCGCACUCGACAAAUCUAGAAAUCUUCGGUACUACUGAUACAGAUCCUUUCUUGUACCCGUCGAGUAGGCAAUUGGAAAACUAUAUAGUUUUCUUGAGUUGUGAAAGCCCAAUAGUCCCAUUCACAGCUAAUUCAUCAUCAUCAGCUCCACACUUUGUGGAUACCUCUCCGUGCAUUAACGGUUCUUCGGGUUCCCAAUAUUCUUACGUUUUUGUGGGAGAUGAGUUGAAUUAUUCAGAUGUACCGGACUCGUGUACCAUUGGCACAAUGGUUCCAAUUCGAAAGUUGCAAAAGGCGGGUGAUCAUCGUUCUUUCUCUGAGAUACAUUAUGAAAUGGCCAUGGGGUUUGAACUCUCAUGGUAUCAAAUUGAUUGCGGAAGCUGUAAUGAAACAGGGGAUUUUUGUUAUGCUGAUGCAAGUCCCAAUAAUUACACCAUCAUCUGCAACCCCGGCUGCAAAGGAGGACUUUUCCAUUCAAUUUUCCAUUAUACCCCCGGUCAAAGUUGCUUUAAGCUAAACUAUUGGUUCCCAUUUUACUACAACGUACUACGGCCUUCUCUCAUUAUUAUAGGGUUAAUCCUAAGCUGCUUCUUGACGCUUAGAACUUUAUUGGGAUAUCUAUGUUUCCCCAUAUUAUUGAUCUAUAUGCUGCGACGAAGGCACCUCUCCUUGGAUGCUAACAUUGAAGAGUUCCUACAAGAGCAUAACAAUCUAUUGCUAAUUCAGUACUCAUACUCAAAUAUUAAGAGGAUGACUAAGAAUUUCAGUGACAAACUCGGUCAAGGAGGUUUUGGGUCUGUGUAUAAAGGAAAACUCCGCAGUGGCAAUCUUGUUGCCAUCAAGAUGUUAGCAACAUCUAAAGGUAAUGGGCAAGACUUUAUCAAUGAAGUUGCUACUAUUGGGAGGAUUCAUCAUGUCAAUGUGGUGCGACUUAUCGGAUUUUGCUUUGAGGGAUCAAAAAGGGCUUUAGUGUACGACUUCAUGCCAAAUGGGUCAUUGGACAAGUACAUCUUCAAUCAAGAACAAAGAGGCAAUAUUUCCUUAAGUAGUUGGGAAAAGAUGUACAAGAUUGCCCUAGGAGUAGCUCAUGGGAUUGAAUAUCUCCAUCAAGGUUGUGAUAUGCAAAUUCUACAUUUUGAUAUCAAGCCACACAAUGUUCUUCUGGAUGAGGAUUUUACUCCUAAAAUUUCGGAUUUUGGGCUUGCCAAACUAUAUCCAGUAGUUGAUAAUACUGUUUCUCUCACUGCGGCGAGAGGAACAAUAGGAUACAUAGCUCCAGAACUAUUCUACAAGAGUAUGGGAGGUGUCUCCUAUAAGGCUGAUGUUUAUAGUUUUGGAAUGUUGCUAAUGGAAAUGGCAGGAAGAAAGAAGUAUGUGAAUCCAUAUGCAGACAAUUCGAGUCAAAUUUACUUCCCAUCAUGGAUAUACGACAAACUAAAUCAAGGAGAAGAUAUGGAAAUGGAAGAUGCCAGUGAGGAUGACAAAAAAAUAGCAAGAAAGAUAAUCAUAGUAGCAUUGUAUUGCAUACAAAUGAAGCCUGUUGAUCGCCCUUCCAUGAGCAAAGUCAUAGAAAUGCUAGAAUCACCCACUGAGCUUCUACAAAUGCCGCCAAAGCCUUUUCUAGCAUCACUUGAAAGAGUAGAAGAAGAUCAUAUAAUUAUGGAGUCAUCACCCAAUUCCGAAUCAUCUAGUUAUAAUUCAUUGUCAUACAAUUCGAUGAUAUAAUCAUCAACUUAAAUGUAAUUAAUCUACUAUAAAUUGUUAGUUAUUUAGUUGAUAAUUAAGCAAUAGUUUGUCUGCUGUAAUCAAAUAGAAAAUACAAUUUCUUUGAUUAUGUAUGACAGUUGUCUAAAUCUACAUAUGUUUCUUUAAUGGCCUAGGAAGG